This is a messenger RNA of Ilyonectria robusta, 1713 nucleotides long. RefSeq names its product major facilitator superfamily domain-containing protein. The transcript is spliced from 7 exons. The record is from RefSeq and is a predicted model, not a curated record. Gene Ontology annotation, molecular function: transmembrane transporter activity. NCBI's taxonomy places the organism in Eukaryota, Fungi, Ascomycota, Sordariomycetes, Hypocreales, Nectriaceae. Gene Ontology annotation, biological process: transmembrane transport. The coding region runs from base 1 to 1605 and encodes 534 amino acids.
AUGGACACGACCACAUUGCCCCCUGGCACCCAGCGGAUCGAGGACGCGGAUGGGACGCAAGUCGUGCUCGCGCCUCAGCCGAGUUCUGAUCCCAACCAGCCCUUGAACUGGAGCCCAUGGCGCAAAACUCUCCACAUGACACUCCUCUCGCUCUACGCGAUGAUGGUGUUUGCAAUCCUCUGCGUCAGCGUCCCAUUGUGGCAGGACUUCAACGAGGAGCUCGGAAUCAGUUACGACAUGCUCAACAACGGCUACGCGACUAAUAUGGCUACCUUAGCUGUUGGUUGCAUUAUUUUCAUCCCCAUCGCCCUCCGCAUUGGACGCCGACCUAUAUAUAUCGCCACCGCCUUGAUCAUGUUUGCCACGGCUGUAUGGCAGGCUAAAAUGCAAACAGUUGGGGAUAUGGUUGGUACCAAUGCCGUCAUGGGUCUUGCAGGGGCCGUCAAUGAGGCGCUCUUCCAGGUCACGGUUUCAGAUCUCUUCUUUGUUCAUCAAAGAGGCACGAUGAACGGUAUCUACCUAGUCACGGUCAUGAUCGGGAACUACCUAGGCCCAGUCGCCGCUGGCUAUGUCGCCAUUUCAAUGGGUUGGCGCUGGGUGUUUUGGCUGUGCAGUAUCUUCAUGGGGGUACUCUCCGUCCUGAUGAUCUUCUUCCUGGAAGAAUCCAAGUACAUCGCACCUCCACUAACGGGUUUUGAGGUUGGAAUGGGCCAAGACGACCACCUCACCAAAGUUAGCAGCAUUAACAAGCAGCCGUUGAACCAAUCCAACAGCGAUGAUGCAGAUACAGUACCCAUCCAGUCACGGAGGUUGGUCGACAUUGAUACCACGAUUCCCAUGAAGACCUACUGGGAGAGGCACACUCUUUGGUCGGUAGACAGUCAGGCGGUUGAACGGCUCUCUAUGUGGAAGCAGAUAUACCAGCCUUUCCAGCUCCUUGUCUCAUUCCCAGGCGUCGCGUUUGCGGCCCUGCAAUAUGGCUUUGCCAUAGCCAUGCUGGCCAUCCUUGCUGUUACACAGUCGGCACUCUACGCAGCUCCUCCUUACAAUUUCAGCACCGCAGGUAUUGGAAAUAUGAACCUACCACCAGCCAUCGGCUCGUUGCUCGGUUCGCUCUUUGGCGGGCCGCUUGUCGACUAUCUCAUUGUCCAGAUCGCCAAGAGAAGAGGCGGUAUUUACGAACCGGAAACUCGCUUGUGGUUGUUCCUUGUCCCGGGAUUAUCCAUGACCAUUGGAUGUCUCAUGUACGGUCUGACUAUUGCCAAGGGGAUGCCUUGGAUUAUCAACGCAGUGGGUGCCGGUUUCAUCGGCUUCGCCAUUGGCGGUACUGGCGAUAUGGCCCUGACAUAUGUUCAAGACUCGUACCAGCUGAUUCUCGGAAAUGCCUUGACGGGUGUCGUGUUCGUCCGCAACAUCAUUGCGACGGCGCUUGUCUUCGCCGUGACGCCGUGGAUGACAAACAUGGGUGUAUACAAUAUGUUUGUUCUACUCGGUUGCAUCGCUGCGGCUGUCGCGUUGACAUGCAUACCACUGAUUAUCUGGGGUCGUGAUUAUCGCGUCAAGUAUGCGGACAGGUAUGCUCAUUAUGCCGCUUUGCAAUACUAGUCAGCCAUCAUCUCGUCUCGGCAGAGACCACCGUGUAAAUUAGACGGAAGAGCAAGGGGUUGGACUAGUGAAGGCGGAGGGAAAUUUAUUAUUCCAUUCAAAACUAAG